AUGCCCAUUGCUGCAAGUCCAGUUGUUUGGAAUGGAGCACCCGGUGGACGAUCGAUAGAUGUGUCUGCGACACUGACACUGGCGCCGCGAGCGACGUUCUACCCCCGGCAGUCCAUUAUUCCAGGUGCAGGAGGAGGAGGAGGUGCGGGAGGUGCAGGCGGGGGUGCGGCGUCGCCAGCAAGUCCCGCAGUAUCAACGCCUCCUACCCCGACUCCACCGACCACCCCAGCAACUCCACCGAGCACAUCAGCGCCUCCAGUGGUCUCUCCACCGACACCAACCACGACGACGUCUGAUACAACGACCACAACUCCUGUGAGCACGCCGACGACGACACCACCGGUCACCACACCUACGACAACGGAGGCGCCGCCCACUUCUGCACCGCCUCCGCCAUCUUCUGUGGAGACCGUCGUUUCGUCUACCGACCUGGCUGGCUCUGUCGUGGAGGUCACCGUUACGAUGCCCGCAAGUAGCACACCAACUUCUUCCUCUGUGUCUCCUUCACCCACGAGUGAUGGUUCGAACGGAGGUGAUGGCGGAGGACUCGGCACGGGAUCUAUUAUCGGGUUAUCCGUGGCAGGAGGUGUGGCAGUCAUUGGCAUCGUCGCCUUCAUCAUUUGGAAGGUCACCAGGAAGAGAGGAUUUAGCGAUUUCGACGACAACGAAGCUAUCAAAUGGCCCGAACUCAACGCCCACAAGGAAGGCGCAGAUACCCACCCUCUCCCUACCCACAACACUGGCCGCGCAGGUUUUGAAACCGGCGGCGCUGGCCUCUCUCGCGCACCAUCAACAUCAUCCGCUGCGCCGACAACAUUCUCGUCGGCUCCUUCCCAAUACUCAAACGUCUAUAACACCUCCACGCCAGACCUUUAUCAAGACCCUUACGCCGUUCCGCCGUUACCUCACUUGAACCCUAAUCAACCAUAUCACGAUGAUCCUGCUCACUCUGGAGCGUUUUACGACCCAUAUCGCGGACCCGUACCCCAGGCUCUGCAUGACCCUGAUGGGCCGCCAACCGCCACAGUCGCUCCUGGUGGAGGACCAUGGGAGGGCGGUGAAGCUAUUCCGAUGACCCAGAUGGCUGGUGCUGGCCGAGCACGGAGUCCCGCCCCUGGCAUGGGUAUGGCGUAUAACAACACCGGGCGGGCGUCACCCGCGCCCGGCGUAGCUGCAGGUCGCCUGAGCCCAGGGCCUGGCGUCGCCUAUGGCGGUGAUCCAUUUGGCAGACGGUCACCAGGCCCCGCCCAGGCUUACGGCGGCGCUGCUUACAAUGGCUACGGUGGACAGUGA
Molecule: messenger RNA, 1293 nt
Organism: Pleurotus ostreatus (oyster mushroom)
Lineage: Eukaryota; Fungi; Basidiomycota; Agaricomycetes; Agaricales; Pleurotaceae
Exons: 3
Coding region: 1-1293 (430 amino acids)
Source: RefSeq, a predicted model, not a curated record